AUGUUCAAACGUUUCUUCAGUCAGACCGUCUCCAAACCGCAAAUGACUUCCCCACGCCAUCUCGUCAAUAUUCUGCUGCUUUCCAAUGAAGAGUUUGCAUCUCUCGUGAAGAAAGCAGAGUCGCUUAAGAAAGUGGUGAAAAAUGGCUCCAUUGCUCAAAUCAAGGAAAACCACGAUAAGCUUUUGGGUAAAGUGGUGGCCCUUCUUUUCUCCAAACGGUCUACCCGUACCAGAAUCUCCACUGAAGGCGCUGCUGCUCACUUUGGUGCCCAGCCAAUGUUCUUGGGUAAAGAUGAUAUCCAGUUGGGUGUUAACGAACUGAUGUACGAUACUACCAAGGUGAUUUCGCUGAUGACGUCGUGUAUUUUCGCUCGUGUCAAUAAGCACCAGGACAUUGCUGACUUGUGCAAGGACUCGCUGGUUCCUAUUAUCAACUCGCUCUGUGACAUGUACCAUCCACUUCAGGCUAUUGCUGAUCUUUUGAGUAUCAAGGAAGCGUUCGGUAAGACAGAAGGGCUCAAGUUGGCCUGGGUUGGUGAUGCCAAUAAUGUGAUUAACGAUUUGGCCAUUGCUGCUUUGAAAAUGGGCAUUUCUGUGUCUGUGUCUAUUCCAUCUUCUGUGAAGUUUGAACAGACCAUUGUGGACGAUGCUGAAAAGUUGGUGGCUGAAAGUAACGGCAAGGUUUCGUUUGAGGUUGUCAACAGUCCAGCUGAGGCUCUUAAAGAUGCUAAUGUUGUCGUUACGGAUACUUGGAUUUCCAUGGGCGAAGAACUGCAAAAGGAAGCCAAGCUUAAACAGUUUGAAGGGUACCAGAUCACACAAGAAAUGGUAAAAAACGCUGGCGUGAACACCAACUGGAAGUUCAUGCACUGUUUGCCUAGACACCAGGAAGAGGUUGCAGAUGAUGUUUUCUACAGCGACAACUCCAUCGUGUUUGAGGAGGCCGAAAACAGGUUAUACGCUGCCAUGGCAGUGAUCGAGGCUUUCGUGGUGAACAAGGGUGAUUUGUUGAAGUAG
Molecule: messenger RNA, 1017 nt
Organism: Candidozyma haemuli
Lineage: Eukaryota; Fungi; Ascomycota; Pichiomycetes; Serinales; Metschnikowiaceae
Gene: ARG3
Product: ornithine carbamoyltransferase
Exons: 1
Coding region: 1-1017 (338 amino acids)
Biological process (GO): L-citrulline biosynthetic process
Cellular component (GO): mitochondrion
Molecular function (GO): ornithine carbamoyltransferase activity; amino acid binding
Source: RefSeq, a predicted model, not a curated record